GUCGGUAUUUUACAGGGGGUGACGUUCAACAGAGCUUUGGUGGACUCGUUAGUGGAUCUUCUUUUACAUCUAGUUAGACAGUUCACUUUGGUCUCUGAAAGACAGGCAAAAUGUCCAGCAAAAGGGCAAAAGUAAAGACCAGCAAAAAGCGUCCUCAGAGGGCCACGUCCAAUGUCUUCGCCAUGUUUGACCAGUCACAGAUCCAAGAGUUUAAGGAGGCCUUCAACAUGAUCGACCAGAACCGUGAUGGCUUCAUAGACAAAGAGGACCUGCAUGACAUGCUCGCUUCUUUAGGGAAGAACCCUACGGAUGAAUACCUUGAGGCCAUGAUGAACGAAGCACCAGGUCCCAUCAACUUCACCAUGUUCCUCACAAUGUUCGGAGAGAAGCUGAACGGCACCGACCCUGAGGACGUCAUCAGAAACGCUUUUGCUUGCUUCGACGAGGAAGGAACAGGUUUUAUCCAAGAGGAAUACCUUAGGGAGCUCCUGACCACCAUGGGCGACAGAUUCACAGACGAGGAGGUGGAUGAGCUCUUCCGAGAAGCUCCUAUCGACAAGAAAGGCAACUUCAAUUACGUGGCGUUCACACGCAUCCUAAAGCACGGCGCCAAGGACAAAGAUGAUUAGGAAAGGACUGCAUUGUAGUGUUCCUUAUAAUGCACAUCAUGUUUCAUUUUUGUAGGCCAUGGCACACUGGCUUUAGAAUGAAGGCACAUAAAAACUACAAGUCAAGACCUCAUGUAUUAAUAUUAUUAUUAUUAUCACCUUAAUAUACUUAUAUAUUUAAAACUAAAGUAGACAUAAAUAGUGAAGGACUCAGAAGGAAAAGAAGCUGUAGCAGAGUUAGGAGGUUUAGGAGUAAGCUUGGAAGUUGGAAAUUGUGGUCUAAACAAUAGAAACUUUGCUGUUACAUUUGGAAUCUGAAAACCGAUUAUUUAAAGAAGUUAAGCUGAACGUUAAGCCUGAAGUAUGACAAUACCAUUGCUGUAUUUAUUUAUUCAUUAUGCACACACUAAUUAUUUAUGCACUUUUUUGUUUCGCUCUGUGAUGCUAUUUAGAUAUAAAGUAAGAUACUAAAUGUUUGGAAAUGCACAGGUUGAUUUGUUACCAGUGAAGUCUAGGGUGAACAUUGUGACUGCUCAAAUAAGAUACUGAAAACUUAAGGGUGCUUACAACCAUUCAGUGCAAUGUCACCCACCACAUGGUAGAGGCAGCUUCCACAACAUAACUACCAUACGAGCACCUGCAUCGUAGUAUGUGGCUUUCAAUUUGUGGUAUAGCAAUAAUCUCAAUGAUUACUCGAAAGAAAUCUCACAUUGUCUAACUGAAUUACACCACUGUCAGUGUGUGUAAGGAGAUUUAAAUUCUAAAUAAAAAAGAGAAACAUCAAUACGGCUG
Clarias gariepinus (North African catfish) is the source of this 1400-nucleotide messenger RNA. RefSeq names its product myosin regulatory light chain 2, smooth muscle minor isoform. NCBI's taxonomy places the organism in Eukaryota, Metazoa, Chordata, Actinopteri, Siluriformes, Clariidae. Gene Ontology annotation, molecular function: calcium ion binding. The record is from RefSeq and is a predicted model, not a curated record. Gene Ontology annotation, cellular component: cytoplasm. Bases 111 to 629 code for a protein of 172 amino acids. The transcript has 4 exons.